CAGAACCCAAUAAAGAGAGAAGAGCAAUGAGAGUCUCUAUGAGUGGAGUGACCAAAGAGAGAGAAGAUGGGGUGAAACUGCACUGUCUCAGUUUGCAGCAGCUGGAGUUUUCCUAUCAUGGCUGCUGAUCACAACUCCAUUACCAGUGUUUUCAUUCUUUUGGCAUCUACUUGAUCCAAAAAUAGUGGAAAGAAUCUCUCUUUUUCAGUUUUCAUUGAAACCCAAUUGCUUGCUUUGAAUGUGAAUGGUGUUGUCUCCCCACCAGUACUGAAAUCAGUCAUUUAGUUCACUUGCUGAUUAGAAGUCCUGCAUCUGCUGUCAUUCAAAUCUUUUGGUGCAAGGAGCAAAAGACAGAACUGCAAAGCCGGGUAUUUGGCAGUGGAAGCUCGUUGGACUGAUACUCUGGCCUGGAUCCAAUAUCUAAGGCUUUGUUACUUGUAUAGGGACCCAUCAUUUGCCAAGUCAAAACCAGUUUUGUUGUUGUGUUGUGCCGGAAUCAUGGCAACCCUGUUACAGUCUGAGUCCAGACGCUUGUAUUCUUGGUGGUGGGACAGUCACAUUAGCCCAAAGAACUCAAAAUGGCUUCAGGAAAAUCUUACAGAUAUGGAUGCUAAAGUCAAAGCAAUGAUCAAGCUCAUUGAAGAAGAUGCAGACUCUUUUGCAAGGAGAGCAGAAAUGUACUACAAGAAACGCCCCGAGCUCAUGAAACUGGUUGAGGAGUUCUAUAGAGCUUAUCGUGCAUUGGCUGAGAGGUAUGAUCAUGCAACUGUGGAGCUGCGCCAGGCUCAUCGAACCAUGGCAGAAGCAUUUCCCAACCAAGUACCUUAUGAACUCGCCGAUGAAUCAUCCUCAGGCUCUUAUGGCCCAGAGGCUGGACCUCAUACACCAGAAAUGCUGCAUCCAGUUCGUGCCUUAUUUGACUCAGAUGACUUGCAUAAGGAUGCACUGGGACUCUCUUCAACUGAUUUACAUGAUUUGAAAAGGAAUGGAGGCUCCGACUCUGGAAUAAGCAAAAGAGGUCUGAAGCAGCUUAGGGAAAUGUUCAAUCCAGGAGAAGAGUUUAAUCCAAAGGUUGCGGGGGGAAGGUUUACAGAAGGCUUAAGUUUUCAUGAAGCAGAUGAAAGCAAACCAAAGUUACAGAAUGGGUACUUUCAGUUAACUAGUGAGAACCAGAGUCUCAAGAACCAGGUCCUCUCUCAAUCUGAGCGUGCUGCAAAAGCUGAAACUGAAAUCCAAAUCCUACAGAAAACUCUAUCUGAGAUACAAGCUGAAAAGGACACAGUCCAUCAUCAGUACCAGCAGAGUUUGGAGAAGUUAUCUAAGCUGGGGAAAGAACUGAAUAAUGCUCAAGAGGCUGCUGGAGGGCUCAAUGAACGAGCCAGUAAAGCUGAUAUUGAAAUUACAAUAUUGAAGGAAGCCCUUGGGGAAUUAGAAGCUGAGAGAGAUGCUGGUCUUCAUCAGUACAAUCGGUGUCUGGAAAGGAUAUCUAGCCUGGAGACCAUGUUAUCUUUUUCCCGGGAGGAUGCAAAAGGACUUAAUGAGCGAGCUGUUAAAGCAGAAACUGAAGCUCAAAAUAUGAAGCAAGAACUUUCUAAAUUAGAGGCAGAAAAGGAAGCCUGUUUUCUCAGGUACAAGCAAUGUCUUGAGAAGAUAUCUGCUCUGGAGGCUACGAUCUCAGUUGAUGAAGAAAAUGCCAGAAUUCUUAAUGAACAAAUUGAAAGAGCUGAAAGUGAAGUUAAAUCACUGAACGAAGUUGUUGCUAUACUGAAGGAAGAGAAAGAAUCUGCAGCUCUACAAUUCAAGCAGUACAUGGAUACAAUAGCUAAGAUGGAAAGAGAACUUUCUCAAGCUCAAGCGGAUGCUGAAAGAUUGAAUGAUGAAAUUUUGAGAGGGGCAGCAAAAUUAAAGGGUGCCGAAGAACAAUGUGUUCUCUUGGAGAGAUCAAAUCAGUCUCUGCAGUUAGAGGCAGAUGGUCUGGUCAAGAAGAUUGCAACAAAAGAUGAAGAACUUUCAGACAAGAAUGAUGAGAUGGAGAAACUUCAUAAUCUGAUGCAAGAGGAGCACUUGCGGUUUGUGCAAGCUGAAGCCACUCUCCAAUUUCUGCAGAAGUUGCAUUCUCAAUCCCAAGAAGAGCAGAAAGCUUUAGCCCUGGAGUUCAAAAACGGGCUUCAGAUGUUGAAGGACUUGGAGAUGAGCAAACAUGGUGUGGAGGAUGAUAUGCAACGGGUUAAGGAAGAAAAUAAGAGCUUGAAUGAACUGAACUUCUCUUGUACUAUCUCCAUUAAGAACCUGCAAGAUGAAAUCUUUAGCAUGAAGGAGAUGAAAGAGAAACUUGAAGAGGAUGUUAAGCUUAAAACAGACCAGAGCAAUGCUCUCCAGAGGCAAAUUUUCCAUUUGGAGGAUGAAAUUAAGGGGUUGAAUGGAAGAUAUCAGGCUAUUGUGGAGCAAGUGGAGUCAGUAGGUUUAACUCCUGAAUGCUUUGGAUCAUCUGUGAAAGACUUGCAAAAUGAGAAGUCAAGGCUAGAAGAUAUAUGCACAAGGGAUAGAGAAGACAGAGAACAUCUUUACGAGAAGUUGAAGGAUAUGGGUAAACUUUCAAAGGAGAAUGCUGUUCUGGAGAGUUCACUCUCAGGUUUGAAUGGGGAAUUAGAGGGUUUGAGAGGGAAGGUCAAGGAAUUGCAGGAGUCUUGCCACUUCCUCCAGGGAGAAAAAGCCACUCUUGUUGCUGAGAAAUUUGCCCUGCUUUCCCAGUUGCAAGUUAUCACUCAGAACAUGCACAAGCUUUUCGAGAAGAACUCAUUGCUGGAAAGUUCCCUCUCCGGAGCAAACAUUGAGCUCGAAAAGUUGAGGGCAAGAGCAAAGAGCUUAGAAGAGCUGUGCCAGUUACUCAAUAACGAGAAGUCCAAUCUUCUUAAUGAGAGAGGCAUGCUGGUGUUUCAGUUAAAUGAUGUUGAGGAGAGACUGCGAAGCCUGGAAAAGAGGUUUAAAAAAUUAGAGAAGAAGUACUCUAAAAUGGAGAAGGAGAAAGAGUCCACACUUGAUGCAGUAGAAGAAUUACGGGGUUCCUUGCAUGCAGAAAAACGAGAGCGUGCUAGUUAUAUUCGGUCAAGUGAAUCCCGAUUGGCAGGUUUGGAAAGCAAUGUCCAUCUCCUGCAGGAAGAAAGAAGGUUGGGAAAGAAAGAAUUUGAAGCAGAACUUGACAAAGCUGUGAAUGCCCAGAUUGAGAUCUUUAUCCUUCAGAAGUUUAUACAAGAUCUGGAAGAGAAGAAUUCGACAAUAUACAUUGAAUGUCAGAGACAUGUUGAGGCUUCCAAGUUUUCUGAUAAGCUGAUCAAAGAGUUGGAGAGUGAAAAUCUUGAGCUACAGGUGGAAGAAGAAUUCUUAGUAGAAGAAAUCGAAAAGUUGAGGCUGGGAAUUUAUCAAGUGUUCAGGUCUCUGCAAAUUGAAACAGGUACACAUGAAGAUAAGAUUGAGCGAGAAAAAGUACUUGUGCUGCACAUUUUGAAUGCUAUCAAGGACUUGAAAAGUUCUCUGGUUCGGAGCAAGGAUGAGGAGCAGCAGUUGCUGGUUGAGAAUUCAGUGCUCUUUACUUUACUUCGGGAGCUGAGAUCCGAAGGUGCAGAAAUAGAGUCAGCAAAGCAAACUUUGGAGCAGGAGUAUGAGGUAAUGGCAGACCAUUGUGCUAUGCUACAAAAUGACAAGCAUGAGCUUCUAGAGACGCAAAGGCAGUUGAGGUUGGAAGUGACUGAGAAAGAGCAAAAGGAGGAAAUAUUAGAGGCUGAUUUGGAAAGUCUUCAAGGUAAGCUGGUGAGUCUGCAAGACGCAUAUCUGAUUUUGCAGGAAGAACAAUCCAAGGUGCUUGAAGAGAGGAGAUCCUUGCUUAAGAAGCUUUUGGACCUGAAAGAGGAAAAGCAAGUCCUUGAAGAGGAUAAUAAUGUUAAUUUUCAUGAAGCACUGGCUUUCAGCAACCUCUCUAUGGUUUUAGAGAGUUUCACAAUUGAGAAAGCUGUGGAACUAAAAGCACUUGCUGACGAUCUUGAUGGUCUUUGUGCUACUAACAAUGACCUUAAAGAUGCGGUUAGAACGUUGGGUGAGAAGUUAGUGAUGAAAGAAGUAGAGAAUCUACAUCUGAAUGAGAUGGUUCAAUUGUUGGACAAGGAACUGUGUGAAGCCAGUGACUUAAAUGGUUUACUAAGCCAUCAAAUUUCAAUUGGAAAGGAUUCUCUCAAACAGAAAAACAUGAAGCUCUCAGAGGUAGAAGAGAAGCUUCAAAAGACAGAGGACUUGAAUGUGGAAUUAUGCAGAACUGUUGAGGAGCUGAAGAUGGAAUAUGAAGAGUCAAAAAUAAUGGGUCAAAAUUAUGAGAAGCAGAUUCUCCAACUAUCUGAAGUCAGCACUAUUCAGAAAAAGGAAAUGAAUAGCCUGCGUGAAGCAAAUGAAACUCUGGAGGAUGAAAUCUUAUGUAAAGCGAUUGAAAAAGAAAUAGAAACUCUGCACCUGAGUGAGACAGCCCAAUUGUUGGACAUGGAAUUGUGUGAAGCCAAGGACUCAAAUGAUCAACUGAGCCAUAGAAUCUUAGUUGGAGAAGGUUGUCUGAAACAGAAAACUACAGAGCUUUCAGAAGUAGAAGAAAAGCUUAGACAGACAGAAGACUUGAAUGUUGAACUAUGCAGAAAUGUUGAGGAACUGAAGGUGCAACAUGAAGAAUCAAAACUCAUAAGAGAAAAUUGUGAGAAGGAGAUUGUGGAGCUAUCCAAAGAUAACACAAAUCAGAAAAUGGAAAUUGAGAGCCUUCGUGAAGCAAAUGGAACUCUAGAGAUUGAAGUGGGUGUCUUGUGUGAAGCAAUUGAAGAAUACAAAAUUAGAGAAGACUAUAUGAGUUCAGAGCUGCAAGAAAGAAGCAAUGAUUUUGAACUCUGGGAGGCUGAGGCUACAACAUUCUACUUUGAUCUUCACAAUUCUGCUGUCCGUGAAGUUUUUCUUGAAGAUAAGGUUCAUGAGCUUACAGAAGUCUGUGAGAGAAUUAAGGAUGAAGAUGCUGCAAAAUUUGUGGAGAUUGAACAAAUGAAAGAAAGAGUUAGCAUCUUGGAAAGUGAAGUUGGAGGUCUGACGACCCAGUUGUCUGCAUAUGCUCCUGCCAUAGCCUCUUUGAGAGAGAAUGUAAUUUCUCUUCAGCAAAAUGCCCAUCUUAGGAAGAAGCUUUUCGUGGAAAACAACCAGCAACACGAGGAUGGCAAACUGCCAAAUAAUCUAUAUCAGAGGAGCUCUCAAGAUUACAAAGAAGACCAAAGCACUUUGAUAUCAAAUGGAAUUUCCGAAUUGGAAGAAAUGCAGACUAUGAUCAAAGAAGUUGAAAAGGCAGUUAUUGAAGAAACAGAAAGGCUUUCAAUUGAAUUAGUUGAAAAGGAAAUGGUGGAAGAAAUUGAAAGGCUUACAACAAAGGAAAGGGCAGAGGCCUUGGUACAGACUGAAGAAGUAAAAUCAACAGGCAACUCGCAUCAAGAAAAUGGUAGCAAAGGAGAAGAGGUGGAACCUGUGAAUGAGUACUCGGAUGAUAAUCUGAAGUUGAGUAAACCUGAAAAGGCAGUUAUUGAAGAUACAGAAAGGCUUUCAAUUGAAUUAGUUGAAAAGGAAAUGGUGGAAGAAAUUGAAAGGCUUACAACAAAGAAAAGGGCAGAGGCCUUGGUAAUGACUGACGAAGUAAAAUCAACAGACAACUCGCAUCAAGAAAAUGGUAGCAAAGGAGAAGAGGUGGAACCUGUGAAUGAGUACUCGGAUGAUAAUCUGAAGUUGAGUAAACCUGAAAAGGCAGUUAUUGAAGAUACGGAAAGGCUUUCAAUUGAAUUAGUUGAAAAGGAAAUGGUGGAAGAAAUUGAAAGGCUUACAACAAAGGAAAGGGCAGAGGCCUUGGUACAGACUGAAGUAAAAUCAACAGGUAACUCAAAUCAAGAAAAUGGUAGCAAAGGAAAAGAGGUGGAACCUGUGAAUGAGUACUCGGAUGAUAAUCUGAAGUUGAGUAAACCUGAAAAGGCAGUUAUUGAAGAUACGGAAAGGCUUUCAAUUGAAUUAGUUGAAAAGGAAAUGGUGGAAGAAAUUGAAAGGCUUACAACAAAGGAAAGGGCAGAGGCCUUGGUACAGACUGAAGUAAAAUCAACAGGUAACUCAAAUCAAGAAAAUGGUAGCAAAGGAAAAGAGGUGGAACCUGUGAAUGAGUACUCGGAUGAUAAUCUGAAGUUGAGUAAACCUGAAAAGGCAGUUAUUGAAGAUACGGAAAGGCUUUCAAUUGAAUUAGUUGAAAAGGAAAUGGUGGAAGAAAUUGAAAGGCUUACAACAAAGGAAAGGGCAGAGGCCUUGGUACAGACUGAAGUAAAAUCAACAGGUAACUCAAAUCAAGAAAAUGGUAGCAAAGGAAAAGAGGUGGAACCUGUGAAUGAGUACUCGGAUGAUAAUCUGAAGUUGAGUAAACCUGAAAUAAGGCUUUUGACGAAAGACAUUCCACUUGAUCAUGUUUCAGAUUCUUCAUUCUAUGGAAGAAGCAGGAGAAAGAAUGGUAGGGCUGAUGAUCAGAUGCUCGAGUUAUGGGAAGCAGCCGAGCAGCAUUGCCUCCAGGAUCCAGCAGCCAAUAUCAGGCAAGACCAGGCAUCCUCACCAACUGAAGAUGUUACCCCCUACCCUCGGUUUGCAAACUCACGGAGGACUACUCGAAAGUCUCCUUCAGAAGUUCAGGUUGAGAAGGAGUUGGGCAUUGACAAGCUGGAGGUGUCCUACAGUAUUCGACAACCAAGUCAUGAUGGCAAGAAGGAAAAGAUCUUGGAGAGGCUUGCUUCUGAUGCUCAGAAACUGAUGUGUCUACAAACGUCUGUGCAAGACUUGCAUAAGAAGGUGGAGACUAACAAGAAGGGUAAGAAGAUCAACAGCUCUGAAUACGAAACGGUGAAAAGACAGUUGCACGAAGUUGAGGAUGCGGUUGUGCAGCUGGCGGAUAUUAAUGAUCAGUUGAAAAAGAAUGUUGAAGAGUUUCCAUCUUUGGACGAGCAGACUUCCAUAGAGUUGGAGGAGGCUGGAAAUGUCAGCAGAGAGAGAGUAACUGAACAAGCAUGGAAAGGAUCUGAGAAGAUUGGAAGGUUGCAGUUUGAGUUGCAGAACAUCCAACAUGUUUUGGUGAAAUGGGAGGGUGAAAAGAAAAGGAAAGGGAGGCAUGGAUUUUAUGUGAAUAGAACCGGUCUUCUCCUGAGGGAUUUUAUUUACAGUGGCAGAAGUAGUAGUGAAAGACGCAAGAAGGGUUGUUUGUGUGGUUGUAUGAGACCAUCAACGAGAGGAGAAUAAGGUAGCCACUUGGAGGAAAGCCUUUCUUUAUUUUCUGUAAGCUUCCUUGUAAUGGUCCUACUCUUUUAUGUUCAGGGGAUCAUAUCUUGGAGUAGUUAGUUAAAGUUGAAAUGUACUAGCUUUUGGAUGCUCUGUAAGAAUUAGGGUUUACCUAACCAUAAUAAGCUGCUGCUUCGUUCAGCUUUCUAUCCCAUAACAAUAAAAGCUAUGUCAUUUUGAUGGAGAAA
Molecule: messenger RNA, 7553 nt
Organism: Rosa rugosa (rugosa rose)
Lineage: Eukaryota; Viridiplantae; Streptophyta; Magnoliopsida; Rosales; Rosaceae
Product: protein NETWORKED 1A-like
Exons: 5
Coding region: 499-7326 (2275 amino acids)
Cellular component (GO): plasma membrane
Molecular function (GO): actin filament binding
Source: RefSeq, a predicted model, not a curated record